Salmo salar (Atlantic salmon) is the source of this 1932-nucleotide messenger RNA. RefSeq names its product EEIG family member 2. The record is from RefSeq and is a predicted model, not a curated record. NCBI's taxonomy places the organism in Eukaryota, Metazoa, Chordata, Actinopteri, Salmoniformes, Salmonidae.
AUUUCCUUAAUCGUCACAUACAUUAUGGGUUAUGGCCAAUGGUUAUAGCCAGUAAAAACUAGGGGUAGCUAGGCACUGGAGAGUCAAGUAUUUGAAUUGACCGACAAUCGCUGAGCUGUCACAGUUAGCCUGUUUCUUUACCGACUGCUAUGUUAGGUUACAGUCUGGCAACUGUGGAAGAAGUCACAGUUAGCCUGUUUCUUUACCGCCUGCUAUGUUAGGUUACAGUCUGGCAACUGUGGAAGAAGUCAUAGUCAAGAGACUCAAGAAGCUUGAGCUGUGGCUAGCGACCCGACGUACAUUAUUUACCACAGUUUUCAUUAGCUAGCUAGCCUAGUUAGCUACUUUAACAUUAGUUAGGUUAACAAUGUCGUUCAUUAUGAUGAAGAAAAAUAAAUUCAAAUUUAAGGUAGAUUUCGAGUUGGACGAACUAUCUUCUGUUCCCUUUGUCAACGGGGUCUUGUUCUGCAAAGUACGGCUCCAAGACGGUGGCUUUACUGAAGAGUCCUCUCGGGAGCAGGUCCAGGCUAACUGUGUGCGCUGGAGGAAGAGGUUCUCCUUCCUGUGUAAGAUGAGUGCAAACGCUGGGACAGGAGUACUGGACCCUUGUGUGUGCCGGGUGUCUGUGCGCAAGGAAAUGAAGGGUGGAAAGACCUUUGCAAAGCUGGGUUUUGCUGACCUGAACCUGUCAGAAUUUGCUGGCUCUGGCAGCACCAUGCGGCGAUGUCUACUAGAGGGUUACGAUACCAAGAACACCAGACAGGACAACUCCAUACUCAAGGUCGUCAUCAGCACACAGCUCAUGUCUGGGGACCCCUGCUUUAAAACGCCACCGUCCACAGCCAUGAAACUGGGCAUCCAGCAGGCAGAGGCAGAGUGUCUCUACGAAGACAGGAAGGGAGGGGACACCCACACACCCUGCCUCCCCAUACCAGAGCCCCCAAGGAAGUGUGUAUCUGUUCCGGAUGAGCUAAGAGCAUAUGGCCACUCUAGGACAUCCAGCUAUGCCAGCCAACAGUCCAAAGUGUCAGGCUAUAGCUCAGGUCACUCACGCUCCUCCAGCCUAUCAGAGCUCACACACAAGAGGAACCCCUCAGCGGGCUCUGCCUCCACUGGCAUCGGCAGUAUUCCUGAACCCAGCGUGGACCGGGGGGCUGAGAGGGAGGCCCGCUCUACACCUCCUGUCUCUGUCACCUGUUCCUGCUCCCCUGUGCCUGAACACCCCCUCACCCCCGCAAAGAGCUCUGCCUCCUCAGAGAGACUCAGCAGGCAUCCAGUGAAGCAGAGCUCGGUGGAGUGUCAGCUGAAGAGGGUAGACGCCACACGGGUAGACGCUGACGACAUCGUGGAGAAGAUCCUCCAGAGCCAGGACUUCAGCCACGGCCUGCUGGACUCCAGCGCUGAGGAGGAGGGGCUCAGGCUGUUUGUUGGUCCAGGUGGAAGCACAGCGCUGGGAAGCCAACACACCAGGGUUGGCGCGGGGCCCUACGAGCAGGUGGUGAUCAGACGCUAACCCCCUGGGAGUGGAUGUGUCUUAUAAGGUGCCAGAACACCACAGAGUCUGACAGAGGGAAAUAGUAGUCUCACCUCUAUGCAGGACAUUUGUUCCAAUGGGAGUCCAGGUCUGAUGUGUGAACCUGUGUGAGCCUGCUCCCCUAGUGUUGAAGCCAGGAGGUGACUUGAAGUCAUGAUUACAACUUGUUCAAUAACUUUGAGAAGAAAGAGGAUAUAUUGAUAUAUAUACACACUGUGCAGUCGGAAAGUAUUGAGACCCCUUGAUCUUUUUUCACGUUUUGUUACAGCCUUAUUCUAAAAUGUAUUUUAUAUAUAUAUAUAUUCAAUCUACACACAAUCAAUACCCCAUAAUGACAAAGCAAAAACUGUUUUUUCGACAUUUAUUAAAAAUGGAAAUAUCACAUUUACAUAAGUAUU